This is a messenger RNA of Cynocephalus volans (Philippine flying lemur), 2457 nucleotides long. RefSeq names its product cornulin (gene CRNN). Lineage: Eukaryota; Metazoa; Chordata; Mammalia; Dermoptera; Cynocephalidae. The coding region runs from base 1 to 2457 and encodes 818 amino acids. Gene Ontology annotation, biological process: cellular response to cytokine stimulus; regulation of phosphatidylinositol 3-kinase/protein kinase B signal transduction; positive regulation of cell cycle G1/S phase transition. The transcript has 3 exons. Gene Ontology annotation, cellular component: cytoplasm. Gene Ontology annotation, molecular function: calcium ion binding; calcium-dependent protein binding; transition metal ion binding. The record is from RefSeq and is a predicted model, not a curated record.
AUGCCUCAGUUACUGCGAAACAUUAACGGGAUCAUCGAGGCCUUUGGGCGCUACGCCGGGACAGAGGGCAGCUGCUCAGUGCUCACUCGCGGGGAGCUGAAAAGACUGUUGGAGCAUGAGUUUGCUGAUGUCAUUGUGAAACCCCACGAUCCAGCCACUGUAGAUGAAGUCCUGCACCUGCUGGAUGAAGAUGACACAGGGACUGUGGAAUUCAAGGAAUUCUUGGUCUUGGUGUUUAAAGUUGCCCAGGCCUGUUUCAAGACACUCAGUGAGAGUUCUGAGGGAGCUUGUGGAUCUCAAGAGGCUGGAAUUUGCCACCCUGGGGCCUUGCAAGAGCUGGGGGAGGGGCAGAGAAGUGGCACUGAAGUGGGAAGGGUUGGGAAAAGGCAGCAUCAGGAGGGGAGCAGCUGUGGACAGAGUGAGCAGGCUUCCAGAGGGCAGGGCAGGGCUGGGGCUCAGACCCAGGGUCAGGACAUCACCUCCACUCAGGUCAGUAGCCAUGGUAGGCAGGCUGAGUCUCAGAGACAGGAGAGUGCAAGCCAGCAGACACAAACCAGGGGGCAUGUGGAGCAGACCCAGAGGGUAAGAGAAGAAAGGAGUUAUCAGACCAGAGAGAGGAAGUCAGAGAGACAGUCACAGGCCAGGGAACAGGACAGAGCCCACCAGACAGGUGAGACCAUGACUGCAACUGGAACUCAAUCCCAGGACAAGAGUCAUCAGACAGGAAACACCAGCACCCAGACACGGGAGUCCACCAUUGGCCAGACCAGAGUGCCUGAGACCCACAGUCAAGACAGGAGCCAGACCAGCCAGGUCGUGACAGGUGGACACAUUCAGACACAGGCAGGGUCAUACUCCCAGACCAUGGAGCAGGACAGGAGCCAUCAGACAGGAAACACCAGAACCCAGACACGGGAGUCAACCAUUGGCCAGACCAGAGGGCCUGAGACUCACAGUCAAGACAGGAGCCAGACCAGCCAAGUCGUAACAGGUGGACACAUUCAGACACAGGCAGGGUCUCACUACCAGACUGCAGAGCAGGACAGGAGCCAUCAGACAGGAAACACCAGCACCCAGGCACGGGAGUCCACCUGUGGCCAGACCAGAGGGCCUGAGACCCAUGGUCAGGACAGGAGCCAGACCAGCCAGGUCGUGACAGGCGGACACAUUCAGACACAGGCAGGGUCACACUUUCAGACCACGGAGCAAGACAGGAGCCAUCAGACAGGAAACACCAGCACCCAGACACGGGAAUCCACCUGUGGCCAGACCAGAAGGCCUGAGACCCACAGUCAAGACAGGAGCCAAACCAGCCAGGUUGUGACAGGAGGACACAUUCAGACACAGGCAGGGUCACACUUCCAGACCGUGGAGCAGGACAGGAGCCAUCAGACAGGAAACAGCAGCACCCAGACACGGGAGUCCACCAUUGGCCAGACCAGAGGGCCUGAGACCCACAGUCAAGACAGGAGCCAAACCAGCCAGGUUGUGACAGGAGGACACAUUCACAAGCAGGCAGGGUCACACUUCCAGACCACAGAGCAGGACAGGAGCCAUCAGACAGGAAAAACCAGCACCCAGACAUGGGAAUCCACCUGUGGCCAGACCAGAGGGCCUGAGACCCACGGUCAAGACAGGAGCCAGACCAGCCAGGUUGUGACAGGAGGACACAUUCAGACACAGGCAGGGUCACACUUCCAGACCGUGGAGCAGGACAGGAGCCAUCAGACAGGAAACACCAGCACCCAGACACGGGAGUCCACCAUUGGCCAGACCAGAGGGCCUGAGACCUACAGUCAAGACAGGAGCCAGACCAGCCAGGUUGUGACAGGAGGACACAUUCACAAACAGGCAGGGUCACACUUCCAGACCGUGGAGCAGGACAGGAGCCAUCAGACAGGAAACACCAGCGCCCAGACACGGGAGUCCACCAUUGGCCAGACCAGAGGGCCUGAGACCCACAGUCAAGACAGGAGCCAAACCAGCCAGGUUGUAACAGGUGGACACAUUCAGACACAGGCAGGGUCUCACUCCCAGACUGUGGAGCAGGACAGAAGCCAGACUACAAGCCAUGUAGGGGUUAGAGAACAGGGACAGACACAGACACAGUCAUGCAGUGGUGAAAGAUGGACACAAGUGAGAAACUACAAGGCAGGAGAGACAGUGCUGGGAGGACAGGCCCAGACUGGGGCAUGCACUGAGACAGGAAGACAGAACUGGAGCAGCACUCAUCAAAGCAGCAGUGUGGCAGGAGGACAGGAAGAGAGGGAGCCCAGGGUGAUUGGCCAGGAGUGGGUUGAUGAACACACAAGGGAGACAGUGAUCCAAAGGCAGGGCCAGGGCAGCCUGCACACCAGAGUUCCUUCAGCACAGGGCCAGGCCACAGCCCAGCUGGAAGGCAAGCGAGCCAUCACAGCUAGGGGGCUGUACUCCUACUUCAAAAGUAACAAGCCAUAA